Messenger RNA from Chelmon rostratus (copperband butterflyfish), 741 nucleotides. RefSeq names its product transcription factor Sox-14. Gene Ontology annotation, biological process: anatomical structure morphogenesis; positive regulation of transcription by RNA polymerase II; cell differentiation. Gene Ontology annotation, molecular function: DNA-binding transcription factor activity, RNA polymerase II-specific; RNA polymerase II cis-regulatory region sequence-specific DNA binding. NCBI's taxonomy places the organism in Eukaryota, Metazoa, Chordata, Actinopteri, Chaetodontiformes, Chaetodontidae. The record is from RefSeq and is a predicted model, not a curated record. The transcript has a single exon. The coding region runs from base 10 to 741 and encodes 243 amino acids.
CUUUCUGAUAUGGCAAAACCUUUAGAUCACAUCAAAAGACCCAUGAAUGCCUUCAUGGUGUGGUCCAGAGGCCAGAGGAGGAAAAUGGCCCAGGAAAACCCAAAGAUGCACAACUCUGAAAUCAGCAAGAGACUCGGCGCCGAGUGGAAACUGCUCUCCGACUCCGAGAAACGUCCGUACAUCGACGAGGCCAAGAGGCUGCGGGCUCAGCACAUGAGGGAGCACCCGGACUACAAGUACAGACCCCGGCGCAAACCCAAGAGUCUCCUGAAGAGGGACCGUUUCGUUUUCCCGCUGCCGUCUUUACUCGGGGACGCGGCGGAGCAUUUGAAGGGAUUUUCCAUGGACUCCUUUCUUGUCCCCGGGGACAAAGCCAGAGCUCUCCUCGCUCCCGCCUCCUCCUCCUCCUCGUCGUCCUUCUCGCUGCUGGAGCCGGUGGCGCAGUUCAGCACCGGUGCUGUCCAGCGGAUGGCGGAGAUCCCGCACACUCUGGCCGCCGGCGCUCUGCCGUUCAGCGCGCACACGUUUGGAUACCAGACCGCAGGGAUCGGGGGUCUGGCUUGCCCCGGACAGCACACCCACACCCACCCGUCGCCCUCCAGCCCGGGCUACGUGGUGCCGUGUAACUGUAGCGCCUGGUCUGCUGCCAGUUUACAGCCUCAGGUAGCCUAUAUUCUCUUCCCUGGAGGGAUGAGCAAGAGCGGCAUGGACUCCUACACUUCACCCAGCUCCACUGUGUGA